This is a messenger RNA of Nematolebias whitei (Rio pearlfish), 1817 nucleotides long. RefSeq names its product sprouty related EVH1 domain containing 3 (gene spred3). Gene Ontology annotation, molecular function: protein kinase binding. Gene Ontology annotation, biological process: negative regulation of MAPK cascade; multicellular organism development. The coding region runs from base 237 to 1817 and encodes 526 amino acids. The transcript is spliced from 6 exons. Gene Ontology annotation, cellular component: membrane. Lineage: Eukaryota; Metazoa; Chordata; Actinopteri; Cyprinodontiformes; Rivulidae. The record is from RefSeq and is a predicted model, not a curated record.
GAGGGAGGAUGCUGCCAGCGGAAAAUGGCUGCUGCAACCUCAAGCCUAUCCUGAUACCGAGACGACAUCAAGGUGGAGGAAGAGGAAGGAGAGAGGAAGAUUGAGGCAAAAGAGAGCAGAUGGAGGGAGAAUGUGAGCGAGCCUGAGCGUUUCAUGAAAGGAGGAGAGUAAAAAAGAGGAGAGAGGAGAGGAGACCCUGGGGGUGGGCUGCUGCAAGCGGCGGGCAACACCGAGCCAUGGAGGGCGAUGUGCGUGUUCGUGCCGUGGUGAUGACGCGUGAUGACUCCAGUGGCGGUUGGGUGCCCCUUGGAGGCGGCGGCCUCAGUCACGUGGUCAUAUGCAAGGGGCGGAGCCACGAUGGAAAGGGGCGGAGAGAAUACAUCGUACGAGGAGAGCGGCUGCGAGAUCGAGCACCGGUGCUGGAGUGUGUGGUGCAGAAGGGAUUAGUGUACAACAAGGUGAAUCCCAUCUUCCAUCACUGGAGAGUAGAAGAUCGAAAGUUUGGCCUUACAUUCCAGAGUCCUGCCGACGCCAUCUCCUUUGAAAAAGGGCUACAGACUGUCAUAGACAAGCUCGACAGAGGCUCUGAUUCCCCGUCAUCCUCCACGCCAGAAGAAGCAGACACUGAGGACGAUGGACAAGCUUCUCAUACAGGAAGUGAGUCAUCGUCCAACAGCAGAAAGGAGAUGCUUCCCAAACCCAUCACCAUAGUGACAAGCGAGUCCUCAUCUACCUGUUUUGCGCGGCCCGAAGAGUUCAGCUUUGGAUCCAGCCAUGGCGUCACGACUCACACACCUGCUCAGAUCCACACAAGGCCCGGACAGCACCCACUCUCACAAAUGACGACUGUGUUGAACCCCCCAGCACCCCCGCCCCCCCCUCCUGCUCCGCCGACUCCUCCCGUGGGUCCCCCGGCCUCGUCUCCUCGGUCCCCCCUGUCCCCCCUGUCCCCCACCAUUUCGCUGCUGGAGGAAGGAGACCUUCGCAGCGUGGACCCCUGUAAAGAUCUGUGGGGUUCUCGGGGUUAUGAGGAUUACAGACGAGCGGGGGCCACGAGGACUAUGGUUGGGGGUCUGACAGGGGGAGUGGUUGUUGGUGGUGGGGGCAGCCUGCAGGACAAGUCGGAGCUGUGUGUGGUCCGCUUCGAGAAGGAGCUGGCCGGGGUGGGGACGGCUGGCUGUGAGGUGACCGUGAGCCUGGACAGCAAAGCCUCCCAGCGCCUGUCCUCGUCCUCCCCCACCUGUAUGUCCAUGCCCAACGCCGUGUCAGGAGUGUCCUCAGGUGCCGGCUCGCCUCAGGAGACGGGCAAAGGCUCGCCCUCUCCCUGCUGCAUCCACACCUCGCUGGCCGCGUCCCGGUCGCGGACUCGUAAGCGAGGAGGGGGGGCCAGCGGCGGCGGCGACCCCGGGGUCAUCUCGCCCGACGACGACAGCCCCUGCCCCCAGGGGUCGUCGUCGUGCUCGUCACGCUGCGUGUACUGCCGCUCCGUCUUCAGCGCUUCGGAAAACGGGCGGGGCCGCUGCAGAGACGCCCCGGACCCGGCCCUGCACUGCCUGCGCCAGUGGACCUGUGUGUGGUGCGCAGAGAGCCUGCUCUACCACUGCAUGUCGGACUCUGAGGGGGAGUUCUGGGAGCCUUGUUCGUGCGAUGACUCUUUGGGGGGCCACCCGCACCCCCUGUGCUGCGCCCGCUGGUUGGCCCUCCUGGCCCUGUCGCUCUUCGUGCCCUGCAUGUGCUGCUACCUGCCUCUGCGCGCCUGCCUGCGGUGCGGGGAGAGGUGUGGCUGCUGCGGAGGGAAGCACAAGGCGGUCCGAUGA